Culicoides brevitarsis is the source of this 2963-nucleotide messenger RNA. Its product is annotated as serine/threonine-protein kinase NLK-like. Gene Ontology annotation, biological process: protein phosphorylation; intracellular signal transduction. NCBI's taxonomy places the organism in Eukaryota, Metazoa, Arthropoda, Insecta, Diptera, Ceratopogonidae. Gene Ontology annotation, molecular function: MAP kinase activity; ATP binding. The record is from RefSeq and is a predicted model, not a curated record. Gene Ontology annotation, cellular component: nucleus; cytoplasm.
ACUACACAUAGCUUGUAAAAAAAAAUCAAUAGCGUUUAGUUCUAUAUUUUUUAUUUAUUCAAUGAAACUGGACAAAAAUUCUCAUUAAUUGUGCAAGUACGUGUGUGUAGGAGAGGCGUCUCGACCAAGAUCUAGCGAUAAAUAGUUGGCGAUUUGCGGGAAAAGCCAGCAAAAAAAUUUCCUCAAGUAAAAAUUCUCUCAUCUGUGCUCGUCGUCGUCGUCGUCGCUUCGUUCGUUCGUGUGUGUGUUUGUUAGCAUAUAGCAGUCGUGCAUAGCAUUUUUUUUAUUGUAAAAAGUUGAAUUGAAUAGAAAACACGAUAGGCAGUUCCAGGUACAAAACGCGUCAAAAUUCGGGGAAUUCGGAAGCUGCAGCAAAAAAAAAGGCAGGAAAAACGAGUUUUGGAAGAGUACCAGCAGAAAUCGUAUAACGCCAUAGGCCCCGUGCACGCAACUCUUUGUUCUUUGGACGUCGUACAGCGAGUAGCAGCAGCAGCAGCAGUUGGAUGCACAUUGAUGCAAUGCUGAAUAGACGCACGACGAUUAGAACAAACGAACAGUUUUUGUGAAGAGAUCGUCCAUUUUGUAGUGUGUGUCCUUUGUUUCCCCACAGAUUUAAAUCUCGUCGUCGUCGUCGUGCAACUGUGAGAAAGUGACUUUUUUUACAUGAAAUUUCCGCAAAAAUUACAACGAAGAACCCCCAAGUGCUUGUAAAAGACCCGAAUUUUACGUUUUAAGUUAGUUUUACGUGGAAAAACAUCCCCCGAGAGGACACCUAGCGCAGGACAUUCAAAAAAAAUUUUGGUUUGGGAAGCAAGUGAAGCAAGAAAUGAAAAUUUAAUGGUAAAAUUUAAUAGUAUGAUGGCUGCCUUAGGAGGGGGAGGGGCGAAUCUGGCACAAUCUGGAAGUCAAAAUGCCAUUUUGGCAGCAGCCGCUCCGUAUUACCAACCCCCGCCGACAAUACCCCAAGAUCCCGAUCGCCCAAUUGGCUAUGGUGCCUUCGGCGUCGUCUGGUCCGUCACAGAUCCGCGAAACGGUAGUCGCGUCGCCCUGAAAAAGCUCCCCAACGUAUUCCAGUCGUUGGUGUCGUCGAAACGCGUCUUUCGCGAACUCAAAAUGCUGUGUUUCUUCAAGCACGAGAACAUCUUGUCGGCCCUCGAUAUUUUGCAGCCGCCGCAUCUGGAUUUUUUCCAGGAAAUCUAUGUGAUAACCGAGCUACUUCAAUCAGAUCUCCACAAAAUUAUCGUAUCGCCGCAGCACUUGUCCGCGGACCACAUCAAAGUAUUUCUGUACCAGAUUUUGCGGGGUCUCAAAUACCUCCAUUCGGCGCGAAUCUUGCAUCGGGACAUCAAACCGGGCAAUUUGCUCGUGAAUAGUAACUGCGUGCUGAAAAUUUGCGAUUUUGGCUUGGCGCGCAUCGAAGAACCCGACAAAUCGAAGCACAUGACGCAGGAAGUUGUCACGCAAUAUUACCGGGCGCCCGAAAUUCUCAUGGGAGCGCGUCAUUACUCCGCUGCCGUGGAUAUUUGGAGUGUCGGAUGCAUUUUUGGCGAAUUAUUGGGACGACGGAUCCUCUUUCAAGCUCAGAGUCCCGUGCAACAACUCGAAUUAAUCACAGAGCUGCUUGGCACGCCGUCGCUCGAAGAUAUGAAGCAUGCCUGCGAUGGCGCUCGUCAACAUAUGUUACGACGUGCCCAAAAGCCGCCCUCAUUGUCGGCAUUGUAUACGUUGUCGGCACAUGCGACGCACGAAGCGGUCCAUCUGUUGUGUCAAAUGCUCGUUUUCGAUCCGGAUAAGCGAAUUUCCGUCAUUGAUGCCUUAGCACAUCCGUAUCUCGAUGAGGGGCGGCUCCGAUAUCACUCGUGCAUGUGCAAAUGCUGUUACACAACGUCGAGCGCCAUGCGACAAUACACCGCGGAUUUCGAACCACCAGCUCCGACACCCUUCGACGAACGAAAUCUCGGCAAAUUGACGUCUGUGCAACAAGUCAAAGAGGAAAUGCAUAAAUUUAUCGCCGAACAACUCCAAACGGGACGCGUGCCACUGUGCAUUAAUCCACAAUCGGCAGCUUUCAAAAGUUUCGCCAGCUCCACGGUGGCCCAUCCAUCGGAAUUGCCCCUCGCCACACCAAUGGGAAUGACGGCAGAAACAAGCGAGCCUCAAUUGAACUCGGAAAUGAUGCAGCACGUUGCAUCACCAUAAAAAUCGUGUCAGGUAUUACCUUUAGUUUUAAAAAAAUCUUUUUCAUCACCUCUCUUCAACAAAAAAACAAAAAAAAAAAAAUUCCUCGUGUACAAAACUUGCAAGUAUUAAUUCUUCCUUAAUACUUUUAAUCAUAUAUAAGUUAAAAAAAAAACUCUCUCUUUAUGUAAAUAUGGUGCACAUUUCCAUAUAAAAACACAUUUUUACCACUUGAUCACCAACACACUUGUGAACAUUCAUCGCGAAUGUUAAAAAUCUACCAAUAACAAAGAAGAAAAAAAAGAAAUUAGACAAGAAAUAGUAGAAAACCAAAAAAAAAUUAAAUAUACGCCAAUUUUGCACCAUGUUUUAUACAAAAUAAAAUAAAAAAAACGCAUUGUUAGAAAUUUGAUGUCACAAUCAAAUAAAAUAAAAUUAAUUAAGAAACAAUAAAUGUACAGAAUAAAAAAUUUGACAGCCAAAAAAAGUAAACUUCAGCCUACUAGCAAUAUAAAAAAAAAUGAAUGGAUGGUCCCCAAUUUCCUAAUUAAUCAAAAAAAUGUUAAAAUUUGGCAAACAAUUAGAAAAAAAAUGUAGAAUUGAAUUUUUGAAUGUAAUUCUCUGUAAAUCAUCAUCAUCCUUCUCCUCCUUCUCCAGUCUUACCAGCUUUCUAUAUGAAGAAUAACAAAUUUUUGUAUGUAGUUCAAAGUUUUCUAUGACGUGUAACUCAAAAAAAAAAAUGAUUGUCUUUAUAAUGGAUAAAAAAAUAUCUUUAAUGAAGGAUU